Molecule: messenger RNA, 2145 nt
Organism: Strongylocentrotus purpuratus (purple sea urchin)
Lineage: Eukaryota; Metazoa; Echinodermata; Echinoidea; Camarodonta; Strongylocentrotidae
Gene: cep57
Product: centrosomal protein of 57 kDa
Exons: 9
Coding region: 134-1693 (519 amino acids)
Cellular component (GO): centrosome
Molecular function (GO): gamma-tubulin binding; identical protein binding; microtubule binding
Source: RefSeq, a predicted model, not a curated record
CCGAGUCAUUCAAAUUGUUUGUGCGCGGUGGAUCUGGAUGGCGGAUUUUUUGUGCUGAUUUUCUCAAUUAAAGUCUACUCUGCACUUUAAUGCAAGAUAUAGUGACCUGGAAAUUUCACUUGCAAAGGAUUCUAUGGAUAAAUAUUCACCAUAUGCAUCGACAUCAACCCGGAGGCCUGAUGGAGUAGGUGGUCUAGCCUCGCCGUAUAGAAGGACCACAGGUACACCGGGAGGGAUGGAUGGAAGGAUGCCGGGAGGCGAUUUAUCCUUCAAUGUGGAGUCUGUUUCCUCCUACCAGGAUUACCCGACAGCCAGGCCGCUGCUGGGGGAUCAGAUCGCUAGGAGGAAGUACCCAGAACAGGUCCGAGCAGUCCCGGAGAGCAAUAGUAGAGCUGUGGUCUCAGCCUUGAGAGGUUUGCAGGAGAAGAUCCGUAAGCUGGAGCUAGAGAGAGCCCAUGCAGAGAACAACCUCAAAUCACUCUCCAAGGAGACCAGUCAGUACAGGCAGUCCCUGCAGGAGCACACCACCACCACCACCAAGAAGAAGACUCAGCGGGAGACACAGACAGCUCGGGACGUACAAGAGGUCCAGAGUCAACUGUCCGGUGCUGACCAGCGCAUUCCACUGCUUGAGAAGCAGUUGGAGUACAUGCGGCAUAUGGUGCAGAGCGCUGAGAGCGACAGGCAGGCGGCGCUCAGGAUGGCUGAGGCUCGGAGGACGCAGGACACCCUCACCCAACGAGAGGAGAUGCAGAGCCAAGAAGAGAAGCUGCGGAGGCUGGAGAGGGAGUAUAGCCGUCUUAUGGCUGGCCAGACAGUUUCUCAUAGUAAAAUCAAGGAUUUAGAAAGCAGACUCAAAGAAGAGAGACGGCAAAGGAAGAUGCUCUUAGAUCGUGAAGCAGAGUUGAGAACUCUGGCAGAGACCAACCGCAUCCUGCUUGCCACAGAAGAAGCCACGGAGGAACGCAGACCUAGGAAAGUCAAGAAGAAAAGGAAAAAGGUUCCGCAACAACCACAACACACUUCGCCUGGUCGCCAUUGCAUGGGACAGAUCCCAUUUUGUGUAGGAAAGUCAACAACUCCCAGUCAUUCAGUGAAUGCCAAUCUUCAGAAUGUCCUUGCCGUGCUGAAGACACACAACACGGCGUGGUGUGGAAAUGGACCCCUAGCACCUCAUCGACGACCUCAGAGUGCAAAGGUCAGGAGGUCAACAUCGGUGUCGUCAUCUGCUGGCAGUGACCUCUCUGAUCUUGUGCUUGGACUCCAGGAAGAGUUUGCCCUCAUGGGACUGGAGCAUCAAGACCUUGCCAAGCAGAUCCGUGAGACGGAAGACUCUAACAUCAGGGAGGAUCUGGAGAGGGAGCUGGAUCACCUGGUCUUCAAGAUGGAGGCUAAAGGAGACCAGAUUGCUAAACUCAAGAAGCAUAAAGAGCAGCUCUCUGGCAAGGCAAAGAAGACAAAAACUUCAAAAGCACAAAAGACCCAGCCAAGACCAGCUCGAACAAGACAAGGAUCCGCCCCUUCCACUUCAACCGGAGCCGAAGUCCAGGUCAUCACCACGGUGAAGACCAAAGGUCGAGGGGCGGGGCCUAUCCAUGUAUCUAGUGGCGAUUCAAAACGCAAUCUACAGAUGCUACGGGACAUGCAGGUGCUGCAGACGUCAUUACGAAAAGAUGAUGUUAGUUGGGAUUGAAUAUAGAAUAGGAUGGUAAUAAUAAUAAUAAUAAUAAUAAUAAAAACGGUACUUAUAAAGCGCUUACCACCCAAGUCUCUAGCCCCCUGUUGGAUGUGAACAGGUUUAUUAUGACUGGGAACCAUCAAGCUUUUAUUGAUUAAUGAUUAAGAAUAAUAAUGGAUAUCAUAGAUUAAAUCCUACAUGAAAUAAGUCUUGAAUGGGGUCUUUAGUGUCAUGUAUAUAUGCUAUUUUGGAAAUAGUGUACAGUUUCAAGAUGAUGUAACUUGGUAUCAUGGUUGAGUUAUUAAAUCAUGAAUAUCUGAGGGGUGUAAAUAUUGAUGUGCCUACAAUACACAGAGGAAGGUCUAUUCACAUCUCAAAUUAUGAACUGAAUUAUUUAGAUAAUUCAAUAGAAAGGGAAAUUUGUCCAGACAGGAUAUCUGCUCCAUUGCAAGGCUCUGGAGUAUUCA